AAAGGAAUAUUUGUCAAGUUUGAAGAAAAACUACGCAGCACAUUUUUUUUAUUUGCAACGAAUACCCUGGCAGCAAAUAUAUAUUAUCAUAAAUAGAUCAUAAAGUAAAAUUCUAAAUAUUAUGAUUUCGAUCGACUGAUGGCUACUAGUAAGUGAAUGAAAACCUAUUGAAAUGAUUAAUAUUGUGUAUAAAGAUAUAUGUCAACAAACUUUAUCUCAACAUUACAGCACACUUCUUCUCAAAAAGUUUCUAUUGCAUUGAAGCCAGUGUUAAUCUUCAAAAUUUUGUAUCUGCUUUUCUUUACUUUUGUAGGUAGGUGAUGAAUCUAAUGGAUUUCUAAAAGAAUGAAAUAUUUUCGUGUUUACGUUGUAAUUGCCUCGCUGCUUCUCCUCGUAACAGCUUUGUUAUUCUGCAUCAAUCUGUAUCCUCGUCCAUCCCUCGAUGUUUUUCCUAACGUCCUUCCUCAGCCUAAUGGAAAACUGGAGCGUGAGCUGACAUUUUUAUAUCGCAAUGUUGAAUCUUUUGUGCUCUUCGUUGGACAUCCAAGAAGCGGUCAUAGUUUGGUGGCUGCCAUUUUAGAUUCCCAUCCAGAAAUAAUUAUUUCGAAUGAGUUUAAUCUUCUUUAUAAGUUUGACAGUUUCUUUAAAAAUCCUAGCCAAACAGACGAUGAGCGCAAGCUGAGGAUAUUCUAUGACUUACAUACUCGCUCGCGCCGACAGGCCAUGUUUGGUAGUCGUUCGUCAAUUUGCGACAGCUCCGUAUCCUACUGCUACAACAUUAAAGGAGGCUGGCAAGGUUAUUGCAAAAGUAAACUUAAGGUACGCAACACAACAGCGUUGGACUUUUGCAUCGAUUUUUACUUCAACAAAGUGUGGACAGUUCAAUAUCUGCGUGAUCUGAGUCACUACCAGAUCCUGAAUGUAUGCAGCCGAGAUUUGCUGACAAAUCCACGACGUACUUUACAAAUUUUAUGUGACUUUGUCGGUGUUUCUUGUUACAGUGAAUUUGUCGAGUUAGCUACAAGAGAUCUCUAUUCCAAGUCAUCUCGGUCUCGGUAUUUGAUAGAAUGGAAUAACGAACAGAAAGAGAAAGUCAUGAAAGAAAUCCAGAAAUAUAGCUUUUUGAAAUCUUUAUUUUCGUUUGACAGUGAUUAAUGUCACCAUUAGACUUUGACGCUUAUCUCAGACACGGUCUGAGGUAUGUUUGCAUCGCUUACUUGGACCUAAGUAAUAAAUACGAGAAAAAUAAAAAAGAGUUUAACAAAACAGCUUUAAAACAUGUUUAAGUUUUGGUGUGAACGGGAUCUAACACUACCGGACAAAAGUAGCUAAAUAUGAGUUUUUCAGUUCCGAAAUUGGUAAUCCUUGCACUAUGCAGGACACUCAUUGCUUGUGAACUCAAUUUGUUGUCUGACUCCACAAGUAUGACUUCCAUAUAUAUCGAGUUCUCAACGGCUCGUUUCUCAGAAUAUAUUGAAAUCCAAACACCUGCAAUAAGGAUCUUUACGAGGAAAUGCUAUGCAUUAAGUUCGAGCAAUUAUUCUAAAUGAAGCUUAUGAUCAAUUCUA
Pocillopora damicornis (cauliflower coral) is the source of this 1568-nucleotide messenger RNA. RefSeq lists its product as uncharacterized. The record is from RefSeq and is a predicted model, not a curated record. Gene Ontology annotation, cellular component: Golgi apparatus. Lineage: Eukaryota; Metazoa; Cnidaria; Anthozoa; Scleractinia; Pocilloporidae. Gene Ontology annotation, molecular function: protein-tyrosine sulfotransferase activity. Gene Ontology annotation, biological process: peptidyl-tyrosine sulfation.